Messenger RNA from Acaulospora morrowiae, 489 nucleotides. NCBI's taxonomy places the organism in Eukaryota, Fungi, Glomeromycota, Glomeromycetes, Diversisporales, Acaulosporaceae. The record is from the annotation of a GenBank genome assembly.
AUGACUGAAGCAAACCUUUCAGACUCACAAAAUGGAUCUCAACCGUUGGUAUCCAUGCAUUGGAAUCGAGAAGACGCCAGUAAAUACUUGCAUAUUCAUGAAGAUUUGUUAACAGUCACUUAUGUUGGUCCGGGCGCUAGAGAUUUUGAUUCCGCGUCGCUGAGAACAAAUCAUCCUAUACGAUCUGAGAUGGGUAUAGGUUAUUUUGAAAUUAAUAUAAUAGAUGACUCUAGAUGGAGGGGGGGAUUAGGAAUAAUAGGAAUUGGACUUGGUAAGAGACAGACACCUAUACGACAAAUUCCAGGAUGGUUCCAUAACAGAUAUGACACAAUCGGAUAUCAUGGUGAUGAUGGUCUGAAGUUUCGUAAAUCCGAUUUUGGCGAAUUCUAUGUCGGGGCAACUUAUGGUACGGGGGAUGUCAUAGGGUGUGGAAUAAACUACAUAGAUCGAAGCGUGUUCUUUACAAAAAAUGGAAUAAAUCUAGGUUAA